UUCAAGCUUCUUUUCUAACCACAGCUGAGCUGAGAGCGAUGAAUCCUGCAAACCCAACUCAACAGUACCCAGCUGAGACCAUCCCCUUCCACGGAAUGAGGUACAAUGGGACCCCUGGACAACCUAAGAGUUCUACCCAAAAUGUUUGGCGGCCAGCAACAGAUCCUGCUUACCCAACUCAAAACUACUCAGCAGAGACUGUUCCCUUGCAGAGGACAAGGUACGAAGACCCCCUUGGACAGCCCCAGAGGUCUACAGUGGUUCAGCACACCACUGUGGACAUCAACUCUGAGCCCCCCCAGGACCACAUCAUUUGGUCAAUCUGCAACCUUGUCUAUGGAAACCUAUGUUUUCUUGGACUAGCAGCUCUCGUCUUCUCUGUCAAGGCCAGAGAUCGGAAGAUGGUUGGAGAUCUGAAUGGUGCCAAACACUACGGCACCACUGCUCGCUGCCUCAACAUCUGGGCCACAGUCCUGGUCUCCCUGAUAUUCUUUAUUAUCUUCAUUUUGGUUAUUGCUAGCAUUGCAUAGACAACUCAGGCUGUUCAAUCCAAUGCUGUGUUCUCUUUUUCUCUGUCAAAAACUGAUGAAAGACAUGGUCAUAUAUUUUCUUUUAUAUGUCUUGACAGAAAAUUUUUUAAAUGGCUAAACUUCACUAUACACGUUGCUGAGUGAUGUGGAAUUAUGAUGACUUACAAUCAUCCAGAAAACAGUCUCCUACAAACAUGAGAUUUCAUGUCAAUUACAAACUGAGAUUUUCAAUGUCGAAGUUAAAAUAUGUAUUUUUCUUUUCUAUUAAACAGAAUUAUUAGUUAAUCUUUAUAAAUAUUAAGAUAAUAAACAGUGUCAUUC
This is a messenger RNA of Melanotaenia boesemani (Boeseman's rainbowfish), 851 nucleotides long. Its product is annotated as interferon-induced transmembrane protein 1-like. The record is from RefSeq and is a predicted model, not a curated record. Gene Ontology annotation, cellular component: plasma membrane. The coding region runs from base 39 to 530 and encodes 163 amino acids. The transcript is spliced from 2 exons. Lineage: Eukaryota; Metazoa; Chordata; Actinopteri; Atheriniformes; Melanotaeniidae.